CUUCCACUUCCAUACUAUUCCCCCUUUCGUUGGUGCUACUGUACCAUGGUGCCAUUCUCAUUUUGCCAUCACCGCGAAAUAACCUUGCCUGCUGGUAGCCACGCCACAAAUCACCCCAUAACUUUGCUGGAAGCCCACUUUGUCGUACCAUAUAUGACUACAGCAUGCCCUUCUUCACUUCGUCUGUCCGCUCUUCCCACAAAGUUUUCCCUGAACAUGAGCAUACCGUCUUGUUGUUGUCCCACACUCCUGCACUCCUGGCAAUGACGCCUACCAAAGUAUUCUCGUCGUUUUUUUUGAAGCUCGUGCUCUCAUCAUGUUGCUUUGAUACAAUCAUUCCCCUACCUAUCAUUUCCCAUAUCUGAACAGGCUUGUCGAGAAAGACACUUCCAAUCCCAUCCUUGCCUACCUGUACCGUCCCUAGGAAGCCUCGUGGGCGAAGCGAGUUUUCUCUAGGGUCGAUCCAAAUACCUCUCGUUGAUACAACACCCUGAGAUAUAUCUCCCGUUUCUCUGAUCGUGGCCCAAUAAGUGCCGGGUGAUAGACCACGGAUUGUAAGGUCAACUAAUGUCAAGGUUGGAGAAACUUGUACCAUACGUGCCAAUCCCUUAACUUUGUCGGCGACUGUCGUAGAAUGCGUCUCGAGAAUGCAAACCGCCGCACCUUUGCGCUUCAGCAUUUCUCGUAAAGAAGAUUCCAGCGGCCAUGCUUACCAUCGGUACCUCCUGAUCCUCUAAGGAUGGCGUCUCGACCAGUCGCUUGGAUGGCUGCAACAAUUGCUGAAGGCGCAGCUGCACGUAAACGUCAGUCUUGUGCUUUGACGGGUCCCUCCUUCCCUCUUAGAACACUUGAGGUCGUACGAACCUGUUCCUUCGAUCGACACAAGUUGGUCCUUGAGAUUUGCUUCAAAUUUCUCAAUUCCACUUAAUUUAAACAAUGAUGCUGAGAUAUCUUGGACACAGCUUUCACAGGUCAUCGGCACCGCAAAGAGUGUCUGUGAAUUGGGAGGUGGUAAGAAUUGAAGUGAUACACGUGACAGUCCAUGACCGGGAUCAACGGAUUGCUCGGGAAAAGGAGUGUUGAGGGGGUGGUGGGUGACGCCUGCGGCUGGCAAGGAGUGUUGGGUGUUCUCAUGAAUACGUCAUGACGAAAAAUUGACUUACUUGGAAAGAUGCUGAGACCACCAUUGCGAUUGGAGUGUAGGUGAGUAGGCUGGUAGGCUGGUAGGCUGGUAGGGUAGGUUUGCUUGGGGUUUGAGUUGAACGGGCUGAGGUUUCUGAAUAUAGGUACAUUUACCUCCACUACUUCUUGUUGAAGAUGGGCGGGGGCGGGGGUGCUAAUUUGAAAUCUGAGGUGGUCGGAGCCAAUUCGGCGCCGGUCCGGUGCGAGACUAGAAAAAGGUCUUGGCACAUACAUCUUCAACCUCCAUCGCGAUAGCUAUUCAGCAUACAGAUCAAUCACUGACCCCGCCUCCCAUAAUACCAGUCGGCCUCGAGGCAAGCCGCAGUUAUGUCUCAAAAUAUUGGAAUUGUGAGAUCUCUCCUACCCCCCCUUUCAACUUUCAAAUGCCAAUUUAAUACAUUCAAUGCCUUUUUAAAGAAAUGGCAAUCGCAAUGGCAACUUUAUCAACAUCGUACUAAUCGAAGCUCUAAAACAGACAAAACUGGCUUAUGCCCGAACAUGGCACCACAUCUCUGCCUCGACCCCCCAUCAAGCCCUCAGCACCAUCCGACCCGUUCCCUCAGCUACAAACCCGAACAUCACACCUCCCCCUCUGGGCCGUCUUGCCUCGCGCAUCGCCGUCCUUCUAAUGGGAAAACACAAGCCCAUCUACGAUCCCUCUACAGACUGUGGCGACUAUGUCGUAGUAACCAACUGUUCCGCCCUUCACACAACCGGCAAAAAACGCUGGCAGAAACUCUACUAUCGCCAUAACACCCGACCCGGAAACCUGAAGAGUAUCAGUAUGGAUGCGCUGAUGACGAAACUUGGAGGCGCGGAAGUGUUGAGGAAGGCGGUCAGUGGGAUGUUACCGAAGAAUCGAUUAAGAGACGAUCGAUUGAAUCGGCUGAAGGCCUUUGAGGGCGAGGCGAAUCCUUACAAGGAUAACUUUAUUAGGUUUCAUGGGAAGGUUGUUGGGGAGCUGGGAGAGAAUUACAAGCCUGCGAAGAGUCAGAUAUUGGACGAGGUCUCAAAAAAUGAGACUCGAUUAUAG
This is a messenger RNA of Hymenoscyphus albidus, 2215 nucleotides long. The record is from the annotation of a GenBank genome assembly. Lineage: Eukaryota; Fungi; Ascomycota; Leotiomycetes; Helotiales; Helotiaceae.